AUGGCCGAAAAAAUUGAGUCCGCAUUUACGGCCCUCGGCCGGAUAGCAUCCGGCUCGGAAACCACGUACAAUCUCGAACCCAGCCUCUUUCCCGACGGCGGAUUGCGCGACGGUGAGCUGAUCGAAAUCAGUGGCGAAUCAAACAGUGGCAAAUCUGUACUCUGUCACGAGCUGAUCGCACGCACCAUACUACCCACAAGCUGCGGUGGUCUCGAGCUCGGUGCCGUACUGAUCGAUUGCGAAAACAGCUACAGUAAGGCGAUGCUACUAAACAUUAUGGAAAAACACAUCCAAAACCAAGCCAACCCAGCGGUUGCCCGAACGCUUGCCGAUCCGUGCCAGCUGGAACGCAUCCAGCAGGAUGCACUGCACCGUUUGCAUCUAUUGGCGUGCUAUUCGUUGGAGCAGUUUGAACUUACACUGCUCGCACUGCCGAAACUGUUCAUCACGCACCCAGAGCUAACGGUCGUGCUGAUCGAUUCCAUAGCAACGUUCUACUGGAGCAAGUGUACGGCGAAAAAUCGUAUCCGACAGGACACGUACCAGCGGUCGUACUGCAAAACAUUCCGCCGGCUUGCGUGGAAGUGGAAAAAAGUGAUUCUACUCACGAAACCGACGUACUUCGGCAGUCGGCAGGGGCUAGGACGUGAUUUCGAGCCGAUGGGAGGAUCGCUGGAUGGUAUGAUGGGGUCAACACAGAGUUCCGUUUCGUUGGCGGGCAAUGUCAGUUCGUCCCUAAGUACACAGCCUAACGAGCGUAGAACGUUAAACGAUCAUCGGGUUGAACUUUGCGAAAUUGAUACUCCAACUCCCUCCGAGGAGGACACUGAUGGCGCAAAUGUUGAGCAGCGAUUCAGUGCGUUCAUCACGAUGGGAGACAAACAGAAACAGUACGUGCGUUUUUACCUAAUCGAUCAGUUUGGAUUUAACUGGCUGGAAGCCUAA
Molecule: messenger RNA, 945 nt
Organism: Anopheles maculipalpis
Lineage: Eukaryota; Metazoa; Arthropoda; Insecta; Diptera; Culicidae
Exons: 1
Coding region: 1-945 (314 amino acids)
Biological process (GO): DNA strand invasion; double-strand break repair via homologous recombination
Cellular component (GO): replication fork; centrosome; Rad51B-Rad51C-Rad51D-XRCC2 complex
Molecular function (GO): four-way junction DNA binding
Source: RefSeq, a predicted model, not a curated record